This is a messenger RNA of Durio zibethinus, 594 nucleotides long. The record is from RefSeq and is a predicted model, not a curated record. NCBI's taxonomy places the organism in Eukaryota, Viridiplantae, Streptophyta, Magnoliopsida, Malvales, Malvaceae.
AUGGUGAUCUCAAAGCUAGAUGCAAUUAUUAUGACAGAGAAUUUUAUGCUCACUCUAAAAAAAAAUGAAAGCUCUGCAUUAAAGAAUCACAUGGGUAUUUGUACUAAAUUUCCUCAUGUUAGUGGCUAUGGCAAUCCUUCCCAAACGGAAUUAGUUUUAAGCUCAAAAGGAGAUCCAUUUUUGGCUUGCCCUAGAUUUCAUAUGCUGUCACGAUGGAUUAUUGCUAAAUAUUACUAUCAAAUUUAUGUAGAUGAAAAAAAAUUCCUAAAUGAGGCUAUUGGUAAGGUAAUUGACAAAUGUUUGCAUGAUUGGGGGAUUGAUAAAGUUUUCACUAUCAUUAUUGAUAAUGCUAGUUCUAAUGAUGUUGCAAUCUCAUACUUGAGAAAAAAAUUUAAUAAUGCAAGAAGUAGUAUUGUAGGAGGUAAAUAUCUUCAUUCAAGAUACAUCGCUCAUAUGGUUAACCUUAUUGUGAGUGAUAGGUUAAAGGAAUUGACUAAUUCAGUUGCUCGUGUUAAAAAGGUAGUUAGAUAUGUGAGACAAUCACCCUCUAGUGCAAUGGCUAAAAGAAUGAAUGAUAAGUAUAACAAGUAUUGA